This is a messenger RNA of Impatiens glandulifera, 746 nucleotides long. Its product is annotated as protein LURP-one-related 15-like. The transcript has 4 exons. NCBI's taxonomy places the organism in Eukaryota, Viridiplantae, Streptophyta, Magnoliopsida, Ericales, Balsaminaceae. The record is from RefSeq and is a predicted model, not a curated record. The coding region runs from base 1 to 744 and encodes 247 amino acids.
AUGGCCGAACCAUUUCCCGUGGUCGGGCCAGAGUACUGCAAAUCGGACCAACCAGUGGAGCUUGGGAUCGUUAGAAAGGCCCUUGCUUUGACAACCGACAACUUCAAGGUCACCGAUGUUAAUGAUAGUAAUAAUGAUUUGUUCAAAGUAAAAGUCAAGUGGUCUCUUCACGGCCGUCGGGUUCUUCAUGAUAUAGCGGGAAAUCCCAUAAUCACUCUACGCCAGAAGAUGAGAACUAUACAUUCAAGAUGGCAAGUGUUUAGGGGAGACAGUCAUGACAAGAAGGAUCUUUUGUUCACUACGGUAACGACCUCAUGUCUGCAGUUCGAGAUAAAGUUGAACGUGUUCUUAGCAAAUAACGAGAGAGAAGAAAAGUCCGAUUUUAGGUUAAAAGGAAGUUUUUUUAAGGGAUCUUGCAUUGUAUACACUGGACAUGGAAACUCUAAAUCCAUUAUUGCCCAGGUAAUAGUUAUUACAUCAACACCUCCACUAGUAAAAACGCUUGUUAUAUCUAUUUUUCGUUUCACAACAUCUAUUAACGACGCAAACAAGACCGUCAUGUGUGAGAAGACGACGACGGAAAAGUUCUUAUCAUUGGGGAAAACUAAUUUUAAGGUCACGGUGAAUCCAAAUGUAGACCAUGUGUUCAUAAUUGCAAUGCUUGUUAUCCUCCACGAUAUUGACACUUUUGUUAAGGAAGCAGCUGAUAAAAUUGUCGAAACUGUUGAAACUGUAUUUUUUUAAUG